CACAACGGCUUCCUUCUUCGGAUCUACACUAUUCUGACAAAUAUGGACACUUCCGGUUCUGGGCUCAAUCUAAACUCGUUGACCAGCGCUCAGAAGGAGCAACUCAUGGAACAAAUGAAGGCCGAGGUUGCGUUGGCAAGCGCACAAGAGCUUUUACAGCGAAUGUCCGAUAAGUGCUUUGAGAAGUGUGUUCCAAAACCCGGCGUGAGUCUGGAUAACUCGGAACAGAAGGAGCAACUCAUGGAACAAAUGAAGGCCGAGGUUGCGUUGGCAAGCGCACAAGAGCUUUUACAGCGAAUGUCCGAUAAGUGCUUUGAGAAGUGUGUUCCAAAACCCGGCGUGAGUCUGGAUAACUCGGAACAGAAGUGUGUUGGAAUGUGCAUGGAUCGUUACGUUGACGCAUGGAACCUUGUUUCCCGAACAUUCGCCGCCCGAGUGCGGCGCGAAGCCGAAAAAAUGUAGCCCAGGAUACAUCACUCCUUACCCUAGCCUGUAAAUAUUUACAUGCAAUCUAGAGUCUUUCGUGAU
This is a messenger RNA of Opisthorchis viverrini, 528 nucleotides long. RefSeq lists its product as hypothetical. Gene Ontology annotation, cellular component: mitochondrial inner membrane. Gene Ontology annotation, biological process: protein insertion into mitochondrial inner membrane. Bases 43 to 462 code for a protein of 139 amino acids. The record is from RefSeq and is a predicted model, not a curated record. The transcript is spliced from 5 exons. Lineage: Eukaryota; Metazoa; Platyhelminthes; Trematoda; Opisthorchiida; Opisthorchiidae.